UGGUGACGGUGUUCUAGGACUCCGAACCUCAGUGCAAAGCUAAUAAUCCUAGAAAUCGGCGGUGUGUGUGACACACUCAUCCACUCUGUUUCUGCCUCUCUUCAUUAUACACGCCCAGGAGGAUGAACAAACCCGCUACAGAGGAUGAGAGCUGCACUUAAUGUCACUUUUUAAACUCUUUUUUCGGCUAAUGUGAUGGUAACGUGGCUCAUCAACCCCGGGGGAUUUUCAGGAACUUUUUUCACCUCGGAUGCUCCGGAUCUAAUGCUUUUACUAUUUAGAGUUGCCUUUAAAUCUCCGAUAACCGUCUAAAAUUGAUCUUCAAUUUAUGUUAUCAAGUAUAUAUAUUUUAAAAAACAUUUAAUUUAGUCGAUUUAUCCGGUUAGAAUCUCGCAGAUUAAUUCACGGGCGGUUUACUGUGAACUGGCGCGUUAAAAUGCUACGUAUAGUGUCAGUAGAUGUGCAGAUGCUGUAAUCUUUUAAACACCUGAUUUAAUAAUUGUAUUUUGUGUUAAAACACAUCUGUCUGUCGCUGUCGUGUUGGUUGGAGAGAGAUUUACGAGCCUCAACCCACCGUUCGCGUGUUUCCACCCACCCUCCGUGAACUUUCAUUUUUGCUGUUUGUGAAGGAGUUUUAUUAGUCAGGACUAGGAAGGGAAAGUGUCGUUAUUGUGCUGGGAUGCGGAAGGGAGAGGAGUAGGGCUGAUGGUAAACAUGUUAAGGGUUUAAAGUGAGUGGCUCAGUGAUCAUGUCGUCCAUGGAGGGUGUUUUCUCCUGGGUGGGUGACUGGCAGUGGCUCUGCAUGGUCACUCUCUUUCUGGCCUCUGUUGUCACCUUGAUUAUAUACUUGGUGCUGUAUUUUUCCAACGAACCCCCUCUUGGGAAAACACCUCUUAGUCAUGUGGAUUCGAAGGAAGCCGAUGGGAUUUUAUGCUGGGUGCUGUCUCUGAAAAGCUGGAAGUGUCAGUGGAGAAGAGCCUGGUUCAGGAGCCUCAAUGAAGAAGUUUGUAGAUCACAGAGCGGGAUUCAGUUGACAUUUGAAGAAGAUGGUGUUCAAUCAUCAGAACUGGCUGUGGACCAGAUUUCGAGCUUUACAAAAACACCCGGUCAGAAAAAUGUCCUGUGUCAGGUGGUUGGAAACAAGCUGCAGUUUUCUCUCAGUGCUUUACCAAGCUCUUUGUCUUCAGAAACCCCCAUGAGAUACAGUGUGACGAUAUCUCCACUUCGUCUGCAGCUGGCCCUACAGAUGAAAGAGGUGAACGAGGAGGUGGAGAUUUCCUGGGGGGUGCUUCACCUGGACUCAGAUUUGCAGCUUACUCCAAGUUUCACACAGGGAAAUUGCGGGAAUCUAAGUGAGGCCGCUGUGAACGACAAGCUCAGACAGGUCUUAAGUCGAGCUCAAGCAUCCGUAACUCUGAGCAGCCGGCCUGCAGAGUCUGCAGAAGUUAAGGAAGUAAGGAACAAGACCUUGCAGGUGACCUCACCCCCAAAGCCCCCACGAGCUCAUGAGUGGAAACUAUUAGUGAAGAACAUCCGGGUCACAUGCAAACAGGAGGAUGGUGCUGCAGGCGGCAUGAAUCCCCAGUGUAUCCUUCAAUUGGAUGAUCCUCCUCAGAAGGUCACCAGUUCAGUCUUGACUAACACAUCCACUCCGGCCUGGGACCAGCCCUUCAUGUUUGAGCUUAGCGGCCGAUCGAAAGAGCUGAACAUCCAGGUUGUGGAUAACGGCAGAACUCUGGAGGAUGGUUUGUUAGGGCAGGUAUCUGUGCCUUUUGAUCUAGUGAAGAAACACCCCAAAGGUCAACAGACGUUUUCACUCAUGACCAAAGAUCAAGUGACCGGAUCACUAACUACUGAGUUCACCUACCUGGAGCCCAGCGAGGUGCGUAGCUGGCAGAUGCCCACGCCGGCCCCUACUAAAAGAGUGGAGAUGGACCGCACUGUGAUGCCCUGUGGCACCGUUGUUACCACUGUCACUGCUGUGAGGAGCAAGCCAGGACGACCUUUAGCACCUGAAUCCAAAUCGCCUUCUAAAAACAAGCUGGCAGAGAGAAGGGUGUCGGAGCAGACGUCCCUACAUGGAGCCAAAGUUAGCAAAGCCCUGUCAUCGUCAGAUACAGAGUUAUUGAUGUUAAACGGCACCGACCCUGUAGCAGAAGCUGCCAUCAGACAGCUCCAUGAGUCUGCAAAACAAAAGCUUAAAUCACCUGUCAAAAAGAGCACCAUCAUCAUCUCAGGAGUGGCCAAGGCACCUCUGACACAGGAUGAGGAGAUGACUCUGAUGGCAGGAUACGCAGCUGCGAUGGAUGCUUCGAUGUCUGGAGCAUCUGAGGAACCCAGCAGCGAAGCAUUACUCUCAGAAACAGUGGUAGAACCCAGUGUUCUUGAGCCCACAGAGUCUCUGGUGGGUGCGAAUGGCACAGACCACGUGGAGGACUGGGAGAGCCAGACUGGAGAGGACCCAGAUGCAGAUAAAACCUCUCUCUGUAUCUCUGAAACGGGUUCCAAAAAAGGAAAAGGCAGCUUCCUGCACAAGAGUGCCAAGCUAUUCUUCAGACGGCGACAUCAGCGAAAGGAGCCAGGGAUGAGCCAAUCCCACAAUGACCUGCAGUACUUGGAGCAUCCCGAGGCGGCCAUGAUGGGCGACCGGGAAAAGAGGACGGCCACCUUCAGGCGCAUCAUCAACCGAAAGCUUCUGCCAAGGAGUAAAAGCAAAACCAACGGCACAGUGAGAGAACCGCCCACAUGAGCUGCCCACUCGGUCACCUUCAUCAAAGCUAAUAGCUUUUGCACCUCUUAAUCUUUCUAACAUCUUCCUUUUCACAUUCAAUCUCAUAAAUUUUAUGCAAGUCGUUGCUUGUUUCUGGGUCAUAUUUGCCAAAACCUCUGCAUAGCAACAAUCACUCUCAUCAACUCAAUAUUAACACCAUGAUCCAGAUUCCCUGAAAACCUAUUCCGUUAUUCAGACCUCUCCGCUUAUGGAGCCAGAAUGAUCUCAAUAAUACUUCACGCAAAAGAUGCGAUGCACACAUGCGUAACCCAGUUCACAUAGAUGAGAAAUAAUUCAUGUGUACGGAAAAAAUAUAUAUAUAUUCACAAAAACCAAUUCACCUGCACAAAAUAAGAGUAUAUGUUCAUAAAAUACAUUUCUCAAAUGCAAAACACACUUUGCAGAUGUACAACUGUGUUUAACAUUUUUGAAUGUUUAAAAUUCACAAGUUUAUGUGAAUCGCCUUGGAUUUGUGUGUAUUUUUAAGACUUCUCUGGUAGCGAACUCCUCCCACACGGGACACUCAUACUUUUUAGCCAAUCAGAUUUGAGCCUGUCAGUCGACCAUCAAAUCAGCCGCUGACUUACAUUGUUCUCAUUAUCGAGUGUCUAAACGACGAUUUUAUUUAUUUUUAAUUUUUUUCGUGAAUGUGAAAUAUUUCUCAUGCAUGUGAAUUGGUUUACGCAUGUGUGCAUAGCCUCUUUUGCGUGAACUAUUAUUGAGAUCAUUCUGGCUCCACACAUGAAGACCGUCUGCCUGGCUCUAGAUUAAUCUCUCCAUCCAUUUGUGUGCGUGUUUAUGCAAGGAAAUUUACAAAACAGCAUUAAAAUGAACACUCACUCUUUUCGUCUCUCCAAAUGACUUGUGUCAUUUUACCUUAUGCAAAUAUUGAUCGUCAUGCAAAAGAUAUUCUGCGUUUGUGGCCUUCUAACCAAAGCGGGCUUUGAGGACAACUUUUUCUUGCCAUCUAUCUGAGCUUUAACCUUCUGGAAACCCUCUGGCGACCUGAUGGAUCCUGGAAUAUCAGACAAGGGAAUGACAUUGAUUUUGAUAUGCACUUGUUUAUAUGCAUUUGCAGGGAUGUGCAGUGAAUUCUGUGAGGUUUGGUGUUGAAGAAAUGCUCUGAAUUAGUUUAUUAAAAUUAUGUGAAAGACCUCGGUCUUAAUGUGAAUUGAUAAUGGGAGUGUUCAUUUUGUUCGGGAGAAAAAUCGUUCGUUUCACCAAAUUUGAUUCUGGGAAUAGUGAGUUUUAAUGUUCAACGAAACAUUUUCAAACAGUGCGUAACAUUUAAAAUGUUGUGGUUUGGCACUGAUAUAAAACAGAUUUGUUUGUUUUUUUAUUCAUCUUUUCAUUUCUAAAUAUUAUCCUUUAAAGUACACAUUCAGUGUAAUUAUGUGUAAGCAUAUUUGAUUGUUCACUUUUUUCAACAGUUAUUCCAUCAUGCCUCACAUUAAAAAAAAUAAAAAAGUGUGUUAAUUGUACCAGAGGUUUUUAACACUAAGCCAUGGGCAUUUUCCCAUAGAGAAAGACCUGAGUGAAUGAGAAUUUAUGUAAUCAAUAAGUUCAUGAUUUAUGAGAUUUUCCGAAGUGUGCAGUCUUUUUUUACCUGUACUCUUAAGCCAGCUGAAAUGGCUGUGAAUGAUAACAAGUUUGUAUUUUGGACAUCAUCUGUUGACCCUGUGCGGAGAACUGCAGUGGAUUUUGUGAUGAGAGAUUCAAAGGCUCUGCUUGACAUUUACUUGACCUCAAAUUGCAUAUGUAGAAGAAACCUGAAUGCCUGUCCAUACUGAAUGUUGCCAGAAAGAAACCUCAGCAGUCUGGCUGUUAAAUGUGUAUCUUGGGAGGACUACUGUUCUUUGUUUGUUUGUUUUUUCGUUUUUUUUCAUUUUUGUCUAUGUUGCUAUGUGAAUCCUGGCGUCACAAAAUGAAAGAUGUAUUUUCCAGUGAAAUGGAAGGAGGCACAUGAAGAUUUUAUUUUUGUCAUGCUUGAUUGGCCGGCCAGAGGUCAUCCAGGCAUUAAAUGAAAUCUAACACAUCAGUCCUCUGUAUAUGCAUAUCAUCAUAAUAUAUCCAUGCGCAUUAAAGAACUCCUCUCAUUAACUUAA
Molecule: messenger RNA, 4875 nt
Organism: Carassius auratus (goldfish)
Lineage: Eukaryota; Metazoa; Chordata; Actinopteri; Cypriniformes; Cyprinidae
Product: C2 domain-containing protein 2-like
Exons: 14
Coding region: 749-2749 (666 amino acids)
Source: RefSeq, a predicted model, not a curated record